Clunio marinus is the source of this 180-nucleotide messenger RNA. The record is from the annotation of a GenBank genome assembly. NCBI's taxonomy places the organism in Eukaryota, Metazoa, Arthropoda, Insecta, Diptera, Chironomidae.
AUGUUUCCAAGGAUAAUGCUGAAAGAUGGUCAAAUCAUAUCAAAUCAGUCAAAUCACAUAACAGAAAACAAAAAAAUUAAUUUAAUGAUACAACCUGCAUCAAACGAACUCUCAGACAAUUUAGGAAUGCCUCAAGGAACUAUUUUAUCACCUACUUUAAAAACAAAGAAAACUUUAUAA